ACAACAACAAAAAUAAACAAAGACGGCAUUAAUAAUAUAAAAACAACCUUGAUUAUUCAAAAAAUAAAAUGUUAGAUAAUGUUUAAAAAAGUGGUUUUGGGGGUAUCUGGGGGCGUUGACAGUGCCGUCGCUGCUCUGCUAUUAAAAAAGAAAGGGUUUGAUGUCCAUGGUGUUUUUAUGAAAAACUGGGAUGUUAUCGACGAAACAGGUAUUUGUAAGGCUGACGAAGACUACAAAGAUGCUAGUUACUUAUGCGAACAAUUAAAUAUACCCUUGCACCCAGUUAAUUUCGUUAAAGAAUACUGGAAUGAAGUUUUUUGUAACUUGAUCAAGGAAUACGAGAACGGGUGUACCCCAAAUCCAGACAUACUCUGCAAUAGGAAUGUAAAAUUUAAUUAUUUUUAUAAAUAUGCCACCGAGCAUCUUAAGGCUGAUGCCAUAGCUACUGGGCACUAUGCCAGAACAAAUUUUGGGCCCUAUUUAGAGAACUACCAUCCUGAUAAUUUGGUAACAUUAUUGAGGGCAAAUGAUACUAGAAAAGAUCAGACAUUUUUCCUAUGCCAAAUUAGUCAGAAAGCUUUAAGAAAGACCAUGUUUCCUUUAGGUAAUUUAAUGAAAUGGGAAGUAAAACAUAUGGCAGUUGAAAAUAAUCUAGAAAAAUUUGCUGUAAAACCAGAAAGCAUGGGUAUAUGUUUUAUAGGACCACGCAACUUUCAACACUUUAUUAAAGAGUAUAUAAUGGAUAAACCUGGUGAUUUUAUUGAUAUAGACACUGGAAAAAUCAUCGGACAUCAUAAAGGAUUACAUCAGUGGACUUUAGGGCAAAGAUCACGCCUUGGUGGAUUUGCCAAGUCCUAUUUUGUAGCCAAAAAAUCUACAGAAAAUAAUAAUAUUUAUGUAGCAUCAGGCACAGCACAUCCUGCAUUCCAUUCAACAACCGUAGUCACUUCUGAGCCGCACUGGAUCUCUUCUGAACCUCCCGAGCUCGUAAAGGAUCAUAUUUUACACUGCGAUUUUAAAUUUCAACAUACCGAACAAUUAGCUUCAUGUAAAGUCUGUAAAACUCAUAAAGGGUUGGUAGUGACAUUGGAAAAACAUAAAAGAGCCUUAACUGCUGGACAAUAUGCGGUUUUCUACAGGAACAAUGAAUGUUUAGGGAGCGCUCGUAUUCUUAAUAGUGGGGCCUCAAAUUUUUCAUUGUUUUAUAUAAAUAACAAUAAAUUAGGUGAUGUUAUAGAUAAAGAGAAAAAUGAAAAAGAAAAUUCAGAAUACUAUAACGACUGUAAUUUAUACAUGAAUAGAAAUAAAGUUUGUUAAAAUUAAUA
Messenger RNA from Sitophilus oryzae (rice weevil), 1325 nucleotides. Its product is annotated as mitochondrial tRNA-specific 2-thiouridylase 1. Gene Ontology annotation, molecular function: sulfurtransferase activity. The transcript is spliced from 5 exons. The coding region runs from base 79 to 1317 and encodes 412 amino acids. Gene Ontology annotation, cellular component: mitochondrion. Gene Ontology annotation, biological process: tRNA wobble position uridine thiolation. NCBI's taxonomy places the organism in Eukaryota, Metazoa, Arthropoda, Insecta, Coleoptera, Curculionidae. The record is from RefSeq and is a predicted model, not a curated record.